GGUCAAAUUCCCGAUUGGGAAACAUUGAAAACAUUGAAAACGCGAAAGCACCGUCGACAACUACAAACAUGGAAGAACCAGCGCAACUAUCGUCAGAAUCAGGAGGAAAACGACAGAUCGAAGAGGAGGGAGAUGAAGAAUGGAUUGGUCCUAUGCCUGCCGAGGCAGUCAAACCAAAGAAACGAAAAGUUCUUGAGUUUGAGGAUACGUAUCUAAGGAAUCUACCAUCGGCAGAGCUGUAUGAGAAAAGCUACAUGCACCGGGACGUCAUAACACACAUCGCAGUCAGCAAGACAGAGUAUAUAAUCACAGCGAGUUGCGAUGGCCAUGUGAAAUUCUGGAAAAAACAGGACCUCGGUAUUGAGUUUGUGAAGCAUUUCAGAGCACAUCUGGGACGGAUUGGGAGUAUAUCAGUCAGUGUGGACGGCAUGCUACUCUGCACAGUUGCUGACGACAAAUCCAUGAAAAUAUUUGAUGUUGUCAAUUUUGAUAUGAUCAACAUGAUGAAGAUUGAUUAUGAGCCGGGAUGUUGUGAGUGGGUAUAUAGGUCAGGUGACGCCAUCUCUGCAUUAGCUUGUUCGGAGAAAAAUACCGGCAACAUUCACAUCUACGAUGGUCGGUCAAGCAGCAUUGCAAUCCACACACUCAGCUCACUGCACAGUAGCCCCGUCAUCGUCAUGAAGUAUAACCCCAUCUAUGAGGUGAUGUUGUCAGUCGACAAACAGGGCAUUGUUGAAUACUGGACGGGACCCAAGAAAGACUACAAGUUUCCCACACAAGUUGCCUUCAAGUACAAGACAGAUACUGACCUCUAUGAGUUUGUUAAGUGCAAGACCGUUCCGAUGGGAGUUGCGUUUUCACCCAACGGCAAACUCUUUGCCACUCUUGCCAAAGACCGGAAGGUGCGGGUCUUCAAGUUUCUGACAGGCAAACUGACGCGAGUCUUUGACGAGUCGUUGCAGACAUUCAGUGAGUUGCAGCAGAUGAGACAACAGCUACCUGACAUGGAGUUUGGUCGUCGAAUGGCGGCUGAGAGGGACCUGCAGAAAUCAGAGUCAUUCUCAUUAGCAAACAUCGUUUUUGACGAGACCGGAAACUUUGUUCUGUACGCUACAAUGCUGGGCAUCAAGAUCCUGAACCUGUACACCAACAAGUGCUCAAGAAUGUUGGGAAAGCCGGAGAAUAUUCGCUUCUUACAGCUCGCCCUCCACCAGGGUGUCUCCAAACCCACGAAGGCCGCCCUUUCAGUGGAGAUGCAAGCCUCAGACAACCCCGCUCUGAUCAAUCUGAACUUGGACCCCACGCUGGUCUGCACUGCCUUCAAGAAAAAUCGAUUCUACCUGUUCAGCUUACGCGGGCCGGACGACGCCAAAAGCGCGGACGCGGAGCGAGACGUUUUCAAUGAAAAGCCGUCCAAAGAAGAGCAAAUGGCCGCCACACAGGGUACGACCGCACAGAGGUUAUCUAACCAAGCCUGCAUACACACAUCCAUGGGAGAUGUCACCGUGCAGCUCUUCCAGACAGAAUGUCCAAAGACGGUUGAGAACUUCUGUGUUCACAGUAGGAACGGUUACUACAACGGACACAUCAUACACCGCGUCAUCAAGCAGUUUAUGAUACAGACCGGCGACCCUCUCGGGGAUGGCACGGGAGGUGAGUCCAUCUGGGGUGGUGAGUUUGCCGACGAGUUUCAUCCAACGUUAAAACACAACCUACCCUACACGCUCAGUAUGGCCAACGCGGGACCCAACACUAACGGAUCCCAGUUCUUCAUCACGGUCGUGCCAUGUCCCUGGUUGGACAACAAGCACACGGUCUUCGGCCGGGUCACGAGAGGCAUGGAGGUGGCGCAGAAGAUCAGCGAGGUCAAGACACAUUCUAAGACAGACAAGCCGCUGGAUGAGAUCAAAAUAAUCAGCAUCAGCGUCAAAUAACCCUCAGUCAAUUUUGCGUAUGUUUUAAAGUACCUCAGCUGAAUAAGUAACACUCAUAUACUGUUGUAGUGCAGUUCACAACAUCAGACUCUGUCUCCAAUUCCAAGUCCUAAGUUUGUAAAAAGACUCUGACUUCAGUUAAGACUCGAGACUUACAACAAUGUUUCUGUCAACUUAGCCUGAAAUCCUUGUAUAUUUAUUAGAAAUUUCGAUGGAGAUAAGGAGUUGUGAAAUAUCACCAAAUUCAGAAUAUCUGAAUUCCAAACUUGAAACCUGUUGGACAGGAAUAUUUUCAUUGAUUAGUUGUCAAGUGUGUCGUCAUGCAAAAAGAUCAUUUUUGAUUGUUUGCGCCAUUGACAAACAGUUGGCUUAAUAAUAAUAAUAAUAGUGGAUAUUUAUAAAGCGCACGUAUCCACCAGGACUGGUGCU
Messenger RNA from Patiria miniata (bat star), 2363 nucleotides. Its product is annotated as peptidylprolyl isomerase domain and WD repeat-containing protein 1-like. NCBI's taxonomy places the organism in Eukaryota, Metazoa, Echinodermata, Asteroidea, Valvatida, Asterinidae. The coding region runs from base 69 to 1934 and encodes 621 amino acids. Gene Ontology annotation, biological process: protein peptidyl-prolyl isomerization. The transcript is spliced from 16 exons. Gene Ontology annotation, molecular function: peptidyl-prolyl cis-trans isomerase activity; protein binding. The record is from RefSeq and is a predicted model, not a curated record.